AUGAGAAGAUCGCGCAACAGGGAGACACCGCUAGUAAGCAGCUUGUUCCCACAGUUCCCUGUGCGGCCCCAGUUCUCUGUGCAGCCCCAGUUCUCUGUGCAGCCCCAGUUCUCUGUGCAGCCCCAGUUCUCUGUGCAGCCCCAGUUCUCUGUGCAGCCCCAGUUCUCUGUGCAGCCCCAGUUCCCUGUACAACCCCAGUUCUCUGUGCAGCCCCAGUUCUCUGUGCAGCCCCAGUUCUCUGUGCAGUCCCAGUUCUCUGUGCAGCCCCAGUUCCCUGUACAACCCCAGUUCUCUGUGCAGCCCCCUCAGUUCAUCCCGGCACAGCAGCCACAGGUUCCACCCCCGCCACCGUGGUACCCUGUUUAA
Messenger RNA from Branchiostoma belcheri (Belcher's lancelet), 366 nucleotides. Its product is annotated as B3-hordein-like. The record is from RefSeq and is a predicted model, not a curated record. Lineage: Eukaryota; Metazoa; Chordata; Leptocardii; Amphioxiformes; Branchiostomatidae. The transcript has a single exon. Bases 1 to 366 code for a protein of 121 amino acids.